This is a messenger RNA of Dryobates pubescens (Downy woodpecker), 1838 nucleotides long. RefSeq names its product glutathione synthetase (gene GSS). The record is from RefSeq and is a predicted model, not a curated record. The coding region runs from base 21 to 1442 and encodes 473 amino acids. Gene Ontology annotation, cellular component: cytosol. Gene Ontology annotation, biological process: glutathione biosynthetic process. Lineage: Eukaryota; Metazoa; Chordata; Aves; Piciformes; Picidae. Gene Ontology annotation, molecular function: glutathione synthase activity; glutathione binding; ATP binding. The transcript has 12 exons.
GUGUCUCCUCAGCGCUGGCCAUGGCUGCGCCGUGGGAAGACGUGCUGCGGGACGCCCCGGCCAUCCGGGAGGCAGCGGCCGUGGCCGUGGACGCGGCGCUCCUGCAGGGAGUGUUGAUGCGGACCGAGGGCGAGCCCAACGCCUCGGAUGUGGUGAACUUCGCUCCCUUCACGCUGCUGCCGUCCCCCGUGCCGCGCGCCCUGUUCCAGCAGGCCUAUGCUGUCCAGCAGGACUUCAACCUGCUGGUGGAUGCCAUCAGCCAAAACAAGGAGUUCCUGGAGCAAACCCUGGCCAGCACCAUCAAGGCAGAUGACUUCACAGCUCGACUCUUCAGAAUCCACACCCAAGUCUUGGAGGAAGGCUUGGCCCAGUCUGUGUUUCUAGGCAUCAACCGCUCUGACUACAUGUUUGACUGCGGGCCGGGCGGCGCGGCGCUGCGGCAGGUCGAGAUCAACACCAUCGCCGCCAGCUUUGGGGGCCUCACCUCCCACACCCUGCCUGUCCACCAGAGGGUGCUGAAGGUGCUGGGAAAGUCCAAGGAGGCCUCACAGCUGCUGCCCAACGACCCAUCCAAAGGGCUGGCCCUGGGCAUUGCCAAGGCCUGGGAGCUCUAUGGCUCUCCAAGUGCUGUGGUGAUGUUCCUGGUGGAGGAAGUCCAGAGGAACAUCUUUGAUCAGCGCUGUGUGGAAAAUGAGCUGUGGAACAGGAACAUCAGGGUCAUCCGGAGGCGAUUCAGGGACGUGUUUGCCAAGGGCUCCCUGGGGGAAGGCAGGAGGCUGUACAUGGAUGGCCAGGAGGUAGCUGUGGUGUACUACAGGGAGGGCUACGUGCCAAAGAACUACGACCAGCAGAACUGGGAGGCAAGGCUGUUGCUGGAGAGAUCACGGGCGGUCAAGUGCCCGGACAUUGCGACCCAGCUGGCGGGCACCAAGAAGGUCCAGCAGGAGCUGAGCAGGCCUGGCACACUGGAGAGCUUGCUGCCUGGCCGUGCUGAGGCUGUGGCUCGCAUCAGAGCUACCUUUGCUGGCCUCUACUCCCUGGACAUGGGUGCAGAGGGUGACGAGAUAGCUGCCGCUGCCAUCGCUGACCCUGACCGCUUUGUGCUGAAGCCGCAGCGAGAAGGUGGAGGGAACAAUCUCUAUGGUGAAGAGCUCAGGCAGGUUCUGGAGAAGAUCAGAGACAGCCCUGAGAGAACCUCCUACAUCCUGAUGGAUAAGAUCAAGCCACAGCCAGCACUGAAUUACUUGCUGAGGGCUCACAGCCCCCUGCAGCUGUCUGAGUGCAUCUCAGAGCUUGGCAUUUUUGGUGUCUAUGUCAGGCAGGGCAAGGAGAUGGUGAUGAACACAGCCCCUGGGCACCUGCUGCGGACCAAGGCCGUGGAGCACGCGGACGGGGGGGUGGCAGCGGGGGUGGCGGUGCUGGACACCCCUUACCUGGUGUGAGGAGGCACUGCCCCCUCCCCCCACCUCCCUGCUGCCCCCAGAGCUGCUCUGCCACGGGGAUGUUCUCCUGAGGGUGUGCUUGCCAAGGCCUGACCUGCUGGGGACUGAGGGACUGUGUGGGCACAACCGUGCCAGCGUCCCGCUGCCAGCUCCAGCUUCCACACUUCCUGCUGCAGGAAGGGGACUCUCUUGCUUGGCCUGCCCAGGAGGCCCUGCUCUGUGCAUCUCCCAGCUGGCACCAACCAGGACUGCACAGGUCUGGGUGUUCCCUUGGGGCCUGCCUGCAGGUACACCAAAGCUGAAGGGUGAGUGUGCCCCAGCAGGCAGCCACGCUGGUGCCAGAGCCCUGCUCCCUGCUGCCCCAUUAUUCCUGGAGACACAAACCCAAGGCCUGGG